Messenger RNA from Cylas formicarius (sweet potato weevil), 1797 nucleotides. RefSeq lists its product as uncharacterized. The transcript is spliced from 7 exons. The record is from RefSeq and is a predicted model, not a curated record. The coding region runs from base 240 to 1544 and encodes 434 amino acids. Lineage: Eukaryota; Metazoa; Arthropoda; Insecta; Coleoptera; Brentidae.
UCCGGUUAUUUGUUGUUCUCUCGCCGUAGGUCGUCGCACGGGCGGCAGUAUUACCCGAUUUUGUCGCCUGUGGAGUUCUUGGUGCGGAACGCCGAUCCUCGCAGUGUUCCGAGCGCGUUUGAACUUUCCAUUUUUUUUUCGCUAGUUCCGAGUUAGGUAUUCGCGUAUCAACCGCGCUUGUUACGUUUCGGGUUUUUUUCGUUGGUUUUCCUUGGAGACGAACUUCGACGAAGCGAAAUAUGUGGUGGGAUAUUCUCGUGGCGACGCUGUUUUUGUAUCCCGUGACGGGGAGGCGACCGGAGUGCUCUCAAAUCGAGUACGAUAAAUGCGUGCGCAUAGCGGAUCCCCUGGUAAAGGAAGCUCAUCUCGUGUUCCCCGACAACCUGAACGACAUGGACCUCGUGUGCAGGACUUGGAAUCGUUUUGUAAACUGUCUGAGGUCCUAUACGGACGAAUGCUUCACCGCCCAACAGAGGGCACAGUUUAACGAAGCAGUCAAAAGUCCCAUCGACAGUGUCCACGAGAUGUGCAUGCAACCCAGUUACCAAAAAGAGUACUUGAGGUACGCGCCGUGCAUAAAAAGUACCGUCACGGAGAGGAUUCACUGCGGGCCGCAUUACAACAUAUUGGUAGAACAAGUCGACCAGGGCGACGUAAUUUCUAAGUCCACGCUCUGUUGCUCUUAUGACAGGUUCAAGCAAUGCGUCCAACGGGAAACCACGAGGAUGUGCGAUCAGGGCAUCCCGGAUGGUCCGGCUUCGAGGUUCGCGACCCAAACUAUCGACAAGGCGUUGAAGUUUUUGCGAGACCAGUGUUACAACUUUAUCUCGAAUUCUGCAGAUUGCGUGUCGCCUGGGGACACGGUUACUUCCUAUUCGGACAGAUCCGAUCCGAAAUCUGUCAUUUAUCCGGUUUCCAGCGAAGUCUAUCCCUGGAGCACGAUACAGCAUGAGGAAGCUGACGACGUCAGGGAUUUCAUAUCGUCCCGACUUCCUAAAAUCUCCACCUCCAGUUCGUGGUUGCCAUCUUCUAACUUUCCGGUCAGGACUUACGGCGAAAAUACGUUUCCUUCAGUGCCCCAGCAAAGUUUAGGAACGCGAAGCAGACCGGCAUCGUAUGGAAGAUCUAGUAGUUGGUCCUCAUCCUCCGAACCUACCCCUUCCGUCAACACUGUACCCAUGUCUUCGGCCAUACCAUCUACCUCCACCCCGUUUACAAACAAGUGGGGUACCGUCGAAAUUUUGGGAUCGAACGUACGCAGUUCCACGCCCAGUCCGCCUACGACUUCGAGAACUACCCCGUCGACCACCACGGCAAGGCCCAGCUCCAGUACGAUCAAGUUUACGACCCCAUUCUGGUAUCCCACUUCUACGGCCGAGACUUGGUAUCCGUUGCCGGGAUUCCAGCUUAACAAUGAGGUCGACGAACCGAACCAAAUGGGUCUGACCAAACCGAAAAAUUCGGCCAUUUUUUCAAUGGCCAAUAUGUAUUUUAUAACGUUUUGCCUAUGCGCAGGUAGGCUUGUCGAUACAGUUGCGAGUUAGUUUCUCAUAGAAUGCUUCAUAGAACAUUAAAUUUUGGUAUAAAUUACAAAGUCGAAAACAUUUCUUAUUUCGGUAAUACCAAAGCAUUUCAUUUUCAAUAACAAAAAGGCGUGCAUAUAAAUGCAUAAUAUAUGCACUCGCACUAGUCACGUACAAAGGUACGUAUGUAAGUUAUUAUAUAAGUGUACAUUGCAGCUUUUAUCUUUAGUUUGUAGAAUGUAAAUUAUAACCUAUUCGUAAAUAAAAACAAAAA